AUGAGUCCGUCCACAUUCCGUAUACCAAGGACUUACAGUGAAGCGAUCUUCACCCCGGAACGCCAAGAGCAGAGAGACUACAUCAAGCUUGUUGCAGCAGCCCUUCAUAAUGACUGCAAAAAGAUCGAGUCUCUUGUAGAGGAAGGCAGAGUACUUCUCGAACCCCGUCACGGCCGCGGUCACCAAGCCUCCCUCAGGCUAUUUGUCAACCUGGCGCUGGCAUCACUUCAUCGAGUAGUUAUCAGGAGUAAUAUCGACUUGGUUGAGUAUCUGAUAGCCUGCGGUGCUGAGGUGAAGGCUCUGGAUGUUCGAGAAGAAACACCACGGACUCUGGCUGUAAGAAACCACGACGUGAAGAUGUGUGGGAUUCUUGUCAAGGCUGGUGCAAAUGUUUAUAUACGUAGUUAUAACGGGGAGACUCUACUAUAUGAAGCCGCUGCGGGUGGUAAAGCUAAGAUCACAGAGAUUGGGGAUAUUCUUCGACACAGAGGCGCCAAGACUAGUGCUGAGCUGUAUUCGCAGUAUGGCGCGCCUCACUACUCGCCUUUUAGCCAGUUUGAAUUGAGAGACAAAGAGAGUCAUAGUGAGUCCGGAGAAGAAGAGUGUAGCAGUGGAUCGGGAGAAGAAGACGAUAGUAGCGAGUACGAAGAGGAGAGUCACAGUAAGGAGGGUAUCCCUUGA
Messenger RNA from Fusarium graminearum PH-1, 681 nucleotides. RefSeq lists its product as uncharacterized. NCBI's taxonomy places the organism in Eukaryota, Fungi, Ascomycota, Sordariomycetes, Hypocreales, Nectriaceae. The record is from RefSeq and is a predicted model, not a curated record. Gene Ontology annotation, molecular function: protein binding. The coding region runs from base 1 to 681 and encodes 226 amino acids. The transcript has 4 exons.